This is a messenger RNA of Dovyalis caffra, 297 nucleotides long. Lineage: Eukaryota; Viridiplantae; Streptophyta; Magnoliopsida; Malpighiales; Salicaceae. The record is from the annotation of a GenBank genome assembly.
AUGAAGGGACGUAUUCCAAGAAUUCAAGGUUUUGACAUCGAAGUAAUAUCCAGGAUAGCUUUUGGAAGCGACUACUUGGAAGGGCAAGCAUAUAUUCGAUAUGCAAAUGCGAACAAUGUGAUCGGCACUUGGAACCCUUUUGCCGAGCGAAAGAUUGGAAACUACAAGGGAACAACUAGACACUUUGAACCGACAUCAAACCCGAAUGGAACCUCGGUGCUUGCUUUCACAAAAGAUCAGCUUCGGCGUUGCUUGGUGAGUGAUAAGGAAUCUGCAAUUGAUGAGAUUAUUGGUUAG